Messenger RNA from Populus euphratica (Euphrates poplar), 1945 nucleotides. Its product is annotated as probable pectinesterase/pectinesterase inhibitor 25. Gene Ontology annotation, biological process: cell wall modification. NCBI's taxonomy places the organism in Eukaryota, Viridiplantae, Streptophyta, Magnoliopsida, Malpighiales, Salicaceae. The transcript has 3 exons. The record is from RefSeq and is a predicted model, not a curated record. Gene Ontology annotation, molecular function: enzyme inhibitor activity; pectinesterase activity. The coding region runs from base 70 to 1803 and encodes 577 amino acids.
UUUAAAGCCCAUGUAUGCCAUGCCUUUCUCUUCACUUGCAAACACUUAAUUUGUAGACAUUAAGUCAAGAUGCAACACCCACCAUUCUUGUUUCUCUUCUUUGCCUUUCUUUCCAUCUUUUCACCUUUGUUAAUCUCCUCUCAAUCUCCACCACCACCGGUACCACCACAAUCGCCUUCCGAUGCAUGCAAAUCCACCCUCUAUCCUAAGCUUUGUCGUUCAAUCUUAAAAACAUUCCCUUCAUCUUCUUCGAACCCUUAUGAGUACAGCAAGUUUUCAGUCAAACAAUGCCAUAAACAAGCAAAAAGAUUGUCUAAAGCGAUAAACUAUCACUUAACGCACAAAAACCAACGUUCCAAGAUGACCCAUGAAGAGUUUGGUGCUUUGCAAGAUUGCCAUGAGCUCAUGGAACUCAACGUGGACUACUUUGAGACCAUAUCUAGCGAGUUGAAAUCAGCCGCGUCAAUGAACGAUGUGCUGGUUGAGAGAGUCAAGAGUUUGCUCAGUGGGGUAGUGACCAACCAACAAUCUUGCUACGACGGGUUGGUUCAGUCCAAGAGCAGCAUUGCCAGUGCUCUGUCUGUGCCUCUCUCUAAUGGCACUCAAUUGUACAGUGUCUCUCUAGCUUUGGUCACACAUUCACUGGGGAAGAAUUUGAAGAAGAACAAGGGAAGAAAAGGGUCUCAUCAUCGUGGAAUCUUGAGGAAGGGGGUUCGUGAACCACUGGAAACUCUUAUCAAGGCUCUAAAGAAAACAGCAUCCUGCCAUAAAUCAAGCAAUUGCCACAGGGAAGAACGCAUCCUUUCUGGCGAUGCUGACGACGGGAUUCUUCUUAAUGAUUCAGUGAUUGUUGGCCCUUAUGGUGAUGACAACUUUACAACCAUUACAGAUGCCAUUGCAUUUGCUCCGAACAGUUCAAAACCUGAAGAUGGCUACUUUGUAAUAUUUGUUAGAGAGGGGAUUUAUGAGGAGUAUGUUGUUGUUCCCAAAAAGAAGAAGAACAUAAUGAUGAUUGGAGAAGGGAUUAAUCGGACCGUCAUCACGGGAAACCAUAGUGUAGUUGAUGGCUGGACAACCUUUAAUUCUUCCACUUUUGCUGUUUCUGGGGAGCGAUUUGUGGGAGUAUACAUGACGUUCAGGAACACGGCAGGUCCUCAGAAGCACCAAGCAGUAGCUCUGAGGAACAAUGCUGAUCUCUCCACUUUUUACCGGUGCAGCUUUGAAGGCUAUCAGGAUACUCUUUAUGUGCAUUCCUUGAGGCAAUUCUACAGGGAAUGUGAUAUAUAUGGAACUGUAGAUUUCAUUUUCGGAAAUGCUGCUGCUGUCUUCCAGAACUGCAAUUUAUAUGCUCGCAAGCCAUUGCUUAACCAGAAGAAUGCAUUCACUGCGCAAGGCCGUACUGAUCCAAACCAAAAUACUGGGAUCUCCAUUCAAAAUUGCACAAUUGAGGCUGCACCUGAUUUGGCUAUGGACAAGAACUCGACAGGCAGGAACUCCACUUCGAACUUUUUGGGGCGACCUUGGAAGGUGUACUCUAGAACUGUGAUCAUGCAAUCGUAUAUCGGAGAGCUGAUUCAGCCAGCUGGAUGGCUAGAAUGGAAUGGAACUGUUGGAUUAGACACUAUUUACUAUGGUGAGUUUCAGAAUUAUGGGCCUGGUGCAAACACUAGCAGGAGAGUGAAAUGGCCUGGUUAUAAUCUGAUGAAUGCUACGCAAGCUGCGAAUUUUACUGUCUACAAUUUAACAACGGGUGAUAUUUGGUUGCCUUACACUGACAUACCCUUCUCUGGAGGACUACUUUGAUUAUAAAUAGGGACCUUAUUGCUUCACAAUAUUUUUCAUUCUUCUCGAGUCGACACUUCCUGGAUUUCUUGUUAUUCAGUGAUAAGGCAGAUUGUAAGGACUGUCUGAUCAAAUUAAUAAAAUAUAUGGUAUUUAGCAGUAA